UAAACUUACCCUACCUUACCUUGAGGGGUUAGUGAUCUUUUAGCGCUUACACAACCGACAACCUUUGAAAGCAAUAUGUAAACAAGUACAGAUCAAUUCACGCACAUUCUAACGUUCAUAAGACGUACGGUGAAUCUCUGCUUUUAAAGAUUGCGCGUAAGCGAUAUAGCAACAACAGCCACUGCGUGUUAAAGUUUGGCUUUGUGAAUUCGUUUGCUUUCCUGGAUACUGGUUGUAAUUACAUGGACCAAGGCACACUGGCUGAAACUCUGGCAUACAUGAGGAUCUAAAUGAGCUGAGGAUGGCAGAUAUUAGGACGUAUAAUGUUGUUAUUUUGGGAAUAGGAUUUUUGCUUAUUUUUACAGCCUUCACCACCUGUGGUAAUAUCGAACAAACAGUGGUGAAAAGCUUGAAUAGCACUAACUUCACUGGGAGUGGGUACCACAGCCUUGGAAUAAUAUAUGGAGUUUUUUCAUUCUGUAAUGUGUUAGCUCCCACUAUCGUUGCAAUUAUUGGACCACAGCUUACCAUGUUCUUGAGUGGAGUUCUUUAUAGUGGUUAUAUAGCUGUAUUCAUCAUUCCAUCCACAUGGUCCUUUUAUUUCACAUCAGUGGUAAUUGGCAUCGGAGCAGCCAUGCUUUGGACAGCUCAAGGGCACUUUCUAGUGGAGAACUCUGAUGCUUCCACCAUCAACAGGAACACAGGAUUGUUUUGGGCUUUACUGCAGUGCAGUAUGUUGUUUGGAAAUCUAUACGUUUAUUUUGAUUGGAAUGGAAAAACUGAAAUUUCAGAUAGAGACAGAAAGAUUAUGUUUACGGCUCUGCUGGUCAUCUCAGUACUCGGGACACUAAGUUUUCUUGCACUGAGGAAGGUCCGUCAGCAAGAAGAGGCUCUCUCUGAGGAGGAGGGCCAGUCUCUGUUAUCGGCAAGACUGAAAUAUAAACAAAGAGCAACAUCUGCUGUGACGGAAGCUAAAACAGAGUUCAAGACGAUUUUAGAAAUCUUCAAAACAAAAACCAUAUUGUUAUUAAGUUUCUGCAUGGCAUACAGCGGUUUGGAGCUGUCAUUUUACAGUGGUGUUUAUGGAACCUGCAUUGGAGCUACGACACACUUUGGCGACGCAGCAAAAGGCUUAAUCGGCAUUUCAGGCAUUGUGGUGGGAACUGGAGAAAUCGUUGGAGGAGGAUUGUUUGGUCUUGUAUUGAAAAAUAACCGUUUCAGGCGCACUUCAGUCGUCUUCUUAGGAAUGGUUGUGCACUUUGUGGCCUUCUACUUGAUAUUCCUCAACAUACCAGAGGAUGCACCUGUGGUUUUCCAAACAAGCUCGCAGCAUAAGCCAUAUCUGGUACCAAGCGUGUCCAUCGCCCUGCUAUGCAGCUUCUUGCUGGGUCUUGGGGACAGCUGUUUCAACACUCAACUCUACAGCAUUCUGGGCCGGGCGUUUGCUGAACAGAGCGCACCAGCCUUUGCUAUAUUCAAAUUCAUACAGUCUGUUUUUGCAGCUGUGGCAUUCUUCUACAGUGGCUACAUACUGCUGACCUGGCAGCUCCUCGUGAUGGUCAUCAUGGGAUUCACAGGAACGCUGUGUUUUUUCAUGGUGGAGAGGAUGCAGAAUAUGUCAGUUGACACACUGGAGUAUUAGGCUGGAGUCUUUCUCAGGACACAUUUCAGUAAGUCUUCUACUUGCACUAUUUGUUUGUUGUAAGAUGAAUUUGGAAGUAUAAAACACUAUGCGUGAUUUAUUCCAAAGUGCCUUUGUAGAACUUUUUAGGACCUUAAAAUACACAUGGAAUUACAAUUUGUUAUUUUUAUUUAAUUUACAUGCUAUGACAGAAAAAUGUUAGUUGGAAUUGCAUUACAAUUUUCCAUAUCUUCAAUGGAAUUGUAUUUUCAAAUGAUGUUACAUAUAUUAAAGGAGAAGUCCACUUCCAAAACAAAGAUUCACAUAUAAUGUGUUUACCCCCUUGUCAUCCAAAAUGGUCAUGUCUUUCUUUCUUCAGUCAUAAAGAAAUUUUGUUUUCUGAGAAAAUUUCAUUUCUGCAUUUCUCUCCGUAUAAUGGACUGGUACGGUGCCCCAAUUUUGAACUUCCAAAAGGUGGUUAUUUUCAUUAAAAAAAAUACAAUUUAAAUACUUUUUAAUCUCAAACGCUCAUCUUUCUCUCCCUGAACUCUGUGUAUUCUGGCUCAAGACAGUUAUGGUAUGUCGAAAAACUCCAAUCGUAUUUUCUCCCUCAACUUCAAAAAUCAUUUCAAAAUCAUCCUACAUCGCUGUAAAAGUACCGACCCAGUCUUUGCAAAGUGAACAUGCAAAGAAGAUCAAACACCCUUAACAAAAAAGGUAAAACAGCGAUAUAGGAUGAUUUUGAAGUUGAAGGAGAACAUGAGAUGGGACUUUUUCGACAUACCCUAACUGUCAUGAACCGGAACAAAACAGUCCAGGCAGAGUAAGACAAGACGAGCGUUUGAUGUUAAAAAGUAUAUAAAUUGUAUUAUUUUUAUGAAAAUAACCAAUCAUUUCACUAGAUAAGACCCUUCUUCCUCGCAUUUGGUUUUGUUGAACCCGCAAUUAAAAUGCAUUUUGGAAGCUCAAAAUCGAGGCACCAUAUCAGUCCAUUAUAUGAAGAAAAAUACUGAAAUGUUUUUCUCAAAAAACAAUUUCUUAAGAAAGAAAGACCAAGAACAUUUUGGAUGACAAGGGGGUGAGUACAUUAUAUGUGAAUCUUUGUUUUGCUUUAAAGGUGCACUCCCUUAGGUUUGUUUAUGUUAUGUUGACUGACACGGUAGUCAUCUUAUACUGACACCUAGUGGUGUAGUUGCAGCAUCAUGCAAAAGCAAAUAUGGAAUUUCACUUGACUUUGUUAUUCCAUGAGUGAAAGUGUCAGAUUACAGCCAGGUUAGCAAGAUAAAACUAGUAUUCAGCUGGUCAUGUGAUUUCAAGGACCUGCUCCAUGUAAAAUAUAAUACUGAUAUGACUGGAUCCUUCAUUUGAUGUGAGAUUUUGAACAGAUUUUGUGAAGUAUUGUCUCUUUAUGUGUAUUAUGUGUUGAACAAAUACAUAAUGAGGAGAAAUAUUGAGUGCACCUUUAAGUUUCGUGUAAAAGGAUGUUGAUGACAAUCGGAUGAUGGCUCAGUAAUUAACUUCUAAAUAUAUAUAUACACCAUACAGCAUAUAAUUUAUAGUAAGAAGUGUGGAAUCAUUAAAGGGGUCAUCGGGUCAUUCUUUAGGGUAGGGGUAUCCAACCCUGUUCCUGGAGAUCAACCUUCCUGCAGAGUUUAGUUCCAACCCUGAUCAAACAACUGUCUGCAAUUAUCAAGUGCCCCUUCAGAUCCUAAUUAGUUGGUUCAGGUGUAUUUGAUCAGGGUUGGAGCUGAACUCUGCAGGAAGGUAGAUUUCCAGGAACAGGGUUGAGCACCCCUGCUUUAGGGUCUUAAUGAAAAGUCUAUAACAUACUUUGGUUAAAAUUUCUCUGUGGUGGUGUAAAAAAUACCCUAUUUAACUUGUCAAAAUCAGCCUUUUUCAGAGCAAGCUGUUUUGUUGCAUUUACCUUUAAAUGCUAAUGAGCUCUGCUCGCCCCACCCCUCUCCUGUGGGGUGACUAGAAGUACUGUUUACCAGUGUUGCCAAGUUUGUGCUUUUCCCGUGGAAUUGGGAUACUUUAAAACUGUUGCCGUGGGUUGUUUUUCAUGUCUGCGGUGUGGCGGGAGGAGCAAAACGACGGACACAGUGGGCGUGACGUCAGGCCUCGGAGAGGCUUUUAUUAAAUACUAAGAUAAACAAAAGUGUCCAAAAGGGGGAAAUAAAAGUGUCCAAAAUAAAUAGGGGAUCUGGUGUCCUUGACGUGCAGGGGUUCCGUGAAUGAGGGGCAGUGUUCAGAAGGGAAGGGUCCAGGUAAGGGGCGGAGUCUGGCGGCUGCACUCGCUCCCCACCGAGGUCCGUGGCAUGAGGGGCAGUGGCUUCAUUUAGCGGCUUCGUCCACUUUGGCUGCGGCACUUCCUGGGCCGGGUCAAUCUGCCCUGCAUCCUGGUCCAGACGACGGACGACGACGGUGAGGGGCGGUGAUUACGGACGGGGUGACGAUGAUAAUUAGGGGGAGGCAGCCGACUCGUCAUAGCGGGUUAAAGCGACCCCGAUAACGUGAUAUUUAGCUCCUGAAAUAUGAAUUUUGCCAGGUGAACCUCACCAAAAAUGUGUAUUUUACCACCCAGAAUGCAAUUUUUACCAGGGAAACCCCUCCAAAAUGGGAUUGGGCUAGUUUUGGACUAUUUUUGAAUAGCAAUUGGACAGGUUUUGUUGUAAAAACCUGGCAACCCUGCUGUUUACUUUAGCUGCAUUUAGCCGUAUUCAGCUGCGAAACUUGCUAACUAGCACAUUAUUAAGAAAGGCGAUUUGCAAAGAUGCAUAAAACCCCCUUAUACACACUUCUGGUGAGUUGCACAAACAUAGACAUAUUUAUGUAAAUCACAAUGUAAAUUAAAAGUAACGUUAAUGUUAUGAUCAUUAUUACAUCCAACAACAAAACACCUCAGUCGCUUAGGAAACAUUGUUGUCUUCCCCUGCACCAGCGUCGAAACAAUCGGUCGGACUGUUUAUAGCUCAUUUAGCUCAUUUAGGGCGGGUCUAAGGUAAGACGGACGUGUCAGACAACUAUCGUGGGAGUGGCCUUGGUCUGUGUGACGUCACAUAGGCAAGAUGCUGAGAAUGGCUUGAUUUGAAAAAGGGGAUAUUACUUAUAAAGAUUAAAAAAAUACCACUGGGUGGAUUUUUAUCAUUAUAGGGUGUUUGUGUACACACACUGCCAACAUACAUUUAUGUUCAAACAAGACGUAAAAGCGCGUUUAGCAUCCGAUGACCCCUUUAAGAUGUUUUAUGUUUUUGAAAGAAAUCACUUAUACAUGAAUAGAAGAAACUGAAUUGAUUUGUCUACAACAGUGGAGCUGUAUCAUUUCAGUUAGGAAAGCAUUUCUCUCAGGGUCCUGCUGUAUAAUUGUGUGAUUUUUUUAGGAUCUGUAACUCUAAAAGGCUAAUGGCAUGCCAAUUCGCUUUCAGAUUUUGUUUCUAAAAUGAUUUUAUACUGUACACCCUGUGUUUCUUUAUUGUGAACCAUUUUAAAGUUGUUAUAACCAUACUAGAUAUAACCACACCAGCUGGUUCAGAAACUGAAAAUAUUACUCAUAGAUAGCCAGACAGUGAUGUCACUGUGCCACAAGGCAGUCAGAACUAGUUUAAACAGUGUUUACACAAUUGUGGUCUUCAUGAGAAAUGUCUAUGUGCGUGUGUUCAUGCAUCACAAAAGUGCUAUGUGAUGCAACAGCUGUCCAGCCCUACAGUUACAUGAAAAUGACUUGUUCUGGAACCAGUUUAGUAAAUGUGCUUUUUUAAAGAUUCAGUUGCCUAUAAUAAGAAUAAUAAUGACUAAAUGAAGUAUUAAGUUUUGCAUUACGUUUUACAUCGCAUAAAAUGUGCUGAACAUUACACUAUCAAUAUAUUUUUAUGCAUAAUAUGUGAUGUAGUUCAGUCUGUAUUUUAUAUGUUUUAAUGUGUAAUUUGAAUGACAGUAUCUUUUUACAUUUGUACUACACACCUGCUAAUUAAAAAAAAAACAUUUCAUGAGAUUGCAGCUAUGCAAUAAUUUAUAUGUGUCAUAUUGUAAAUAUUUGUGUUUAGAAUCGGUAUGAAAUAUUCUAACCUUUGGGUUUGAUUUGAUGUUUUAAUGCAUUUCAAUAAAGAAUUAUUAUUAUAAUGUGUUCAUGUCUGUGUAUUUCUAUUAGCAUAAAUUAUAAUUUUACCCUUAAUUUGCAUGUUUCCACCCAUGGUGCUGUCAUUUUGUUUUUGCAAGCGACAACGGGGUACCAGUUCUAACGCC
Molecule: messenger RNA, 5863 nt
Organism: Labeo rohita (rohu)
Lineage: Eukaryota; Metazoa; Chordata; Actinopteri; Cypriniformes; Cyprinidae
Product: UNC93-like protein MFSD11
Exons: 14
Coding region: 302-1642 (446 amino acids)
Source: RefSeq, a predicted model, not a curated record